This is a messenger RNA of Marmota monax (woodchuck), 2397 nucleotides long. RefSeq names its product NADH:ubiquinone oxidoreductase complex assembly factor 4 (gene Ndufaf4). The transcript has 3 exons. The record is from RefSeq and is a predicted model, not a curated record. The coding region runs from base 38 to 649 and encodes 203 amino acids. Gene Ontology annotation, biological process: mitochondrial respiratory chain complex I assembly. Gene Ontology annotation, cellular component: mitochondrion. Lineage: Eukaryota; Metazoa; Chordata; Mammalia; Rodentia; Sciuridae.
CUUCCAUUUCCCGGCGCGCAGCCGGCUUGACCCCAGCAUGCGCACACUCCGUGCGCCCAGAGGUCACCGGCGCCGGUGUUUUCCCACGUGCGUUGUGAACCUGAGGGCAUCAAGUUAUGAAGAGAUGGGGGCUCGGAUGACCCGCGCGAUCAGGAAUUUCAACAUAGAGAACCGAGCAGAACGGGAAAUCAGCAAGCCGAAACCCUCUGCGGCUCCCAGGCACCCUUCUACCAAGAGCCUGCGAGAACAGAUGAACUACAACCCAGAAGUUAAGGGAGAAAUUGCUAGAAAAGAUGACAGGCUGCUCUCAUUACUAAAAGAAGUAUAUGUUGAGUCCACAGAUCCUGUAUCUUCCCUGCGGGUGAAAACUACUGAAACACAGCAAGAAUCAAAGGAAUUCAGAUUGCCAAAAGGCCACCAUUUUGAUAUGUUGAAUAUUAAGAACAUUCCCAAAGGCAAAAUAUCCAUUGUAGAAGCAUUAACACUUCUCAAUAAUCAUAAACUUCAUCCAGAAACAUGGACUGCUGAGAAAAUAGCUCAAGAAUACCAUUUAGAACUGAAAGAUGUAAAUUCCCUGCUCAAGUAUUUUGUUACUUUUGAAGUCAAAAUUUUCCCUCCUGAAGACAAGAAAGCAAUACAAUCAAAAUGAAGAAAGUGAUGAAAUUGAUUUUCCCAUAUGUACUUCCCAUUCCCAUAUCCUUUUUAUUUCCUCAUUUUUAGUAUAUAAAAUUAUAUAAACUACUGAGUGUUUAAUGUUCCCUGCUUUGAGAGCAUACUAUUUAUUGAUCUCCUGACUUUUCAAGAUUGGUUAUGGAUUUGUUUUGUUUUCUUUUAAAUUAAUUUGGUUUAGGCAUAGUUCCUAUGUGUAUGUCAGCAUGGCUAAUCAGAACAGUUAUAAAUUUAUUGUAAUUGAAGGAGAUAUUAAGUUAUUUUAGACACAUGAUAUCAGCUUUUAAAUUGGUCUUUUGACCUGAGUCCCACAUUUAAAAUUCAUAAGUCUUACCUUCCAGUUUAAGUGGUUAGUUCAUUCUGUCAGGGAUAUUGAAAGUAAGUUUUUUGACUCCUAGGACCAUGACAUUUUUUUGUUAGGGAAAGAGAAUAAUAAUAUUUCCCAAAUAAAGACAGGCAGGAGGCUGACUAUGAAAUCAGUGAAAAAUAUAUUUAUAUCAUUACUUUUGAUGAAUAAGAAUUGGCAAGGAUUUUUUUGUUUUGUUUUGAAUUGGUUCUAAGUAUGGAAUAAUGUCUUUUAAAUUAUAAGAAAUAACUAGUAAUGUUAAUAAAUGUUAGCAAUCUGCUUAGACCGAAAUGGAUCAGGCCAAAAGCUAUCAGAACUAUUGGGGGAGGGGAGACUAUUGGGGAAAAAAAACAAACAAUUUUUCUCUUGGUUUAAUUUAGAAAUACAAGAAAUUUUUAAACAGUUAAAGAACCAGGGUAAGGGAAAUUUGAUGAUCAAAUUAUAUAUAAAUAUUUUGUUUUAAUGCUAGUUGAAAGAAGAAAGAAAAAUAGUAAGUGGAAGCAUAAAAUAUGGUCCUUGGAAGGAAGCUGGGAAAUUGCUGCUUCAUUAAUGUAAUAAACUUAAAAGAACCACAAAUAUCUGUACUAGGAUCUUAAGCGAGGUUGUGUAACUUUAGCUCAGCUUAAUAGAUUACCACCUAUGAGAUCUUGGGUAGAUUGUGUAACCUCUUGAGAUUGAAUUUCUACUAUAAAAUGAGUAUAAUGCUGCCUUAAAUAUAAUGGUUACUGUGACGAUAAAUGAAAUAGUAAAGAACUACAAAGGACCAAGCAAAUAUGAAUUUUUUUCCAGUUGAGAACAUGCCUGAGGAGGAUACAUGAUGUAAUUAUUUGUAGUUCAUGACAGCCAGACUCAGAAUUGAGGUUUUCAAAAUCAUAGUGUAUUUUUUCCUAUUAGACCAAAAAUAAAUUUAUUUCAAAGGAGCAGAAGGUGGGAAUUGUGGAAGAUGGGUUUGUCAAUGUGAUUCCAUUGCUACUUCCCAGAGAUUCCCCGGGAAAUGGUAUGGAAGAUGCUGAGGAAUUCAGCAUGAUGAUAGAAUGACACAUCAGUAGUAAUGCUGAAACAGAAAGUGGGCAGAGAUAGGCAACUUGUAAACUUGUUUUUAAAUACUGUGCCAUGUGAUAAACUAUACGUAUUUUAUUUUGUUCAACACAGUAGUUUUCAAGAAAAUAUGAAAGAAUGCUAGCCAAUAAAAAUUUUUAUUUUCAAACUCCUUUCAAUCAGUCAAAAUUAUUUUCUUUUCUGUAAAGAUCAAUACUUGAAUCACUGGUAUUGCUAUUUCUGAGCCACCUUUUGUGUUCAAAGCUAUAUUGUGUGAUUAGGCAUCUGUAAAUAUGGCUUCUCAUAUAGUGUCAUGUGAUAAAAUAAAAUUACUUCCCAUAUCA